GGAGCGGGCGGCGCGGUGCAUUGUGGGCGGGCGGGGGUGCCGGCAGCCGCCAUGGGGCCGCGGGCGGUGCUGCUGGUGCUGGCGGCGGGGUGCGCCGCGCUGGGCGCCGCCGAGUUCAGCCCGUCCCUGGACAGCGACUUCACCUUCACGCUCCCCGCCGGCCGCAGGGAGUGCUUCUACCAGCCCAUGCGCAAGGACGCCUCGCUGGAGCUCGAGUACCAGGUUCUAGAUGGAGCAGGAUUAGAUGUCGAUUUUCAUCUACUCUCCCCAAAAGGUGAAACUUUAGUUUUUGAUGAAAGAAAAUCAGAUGGAGUUCAUACGGUGGAAACAGAAGAUGGGGAUUAUAUGUUCUGCUUUGACAACACAUUCAGUACCAUUUCUGAAAAGGUGAUUUUCUUUGAACUGAUCCUGGACAAUAUGGGAGAAGAAGGUCAAGAUCAAGAGGACUGGAAGAAGUAUGUUACAGGCACGGAUCUUCUAGAUAUGAAACUGGAAGACAUUCUGGAAUCCAUCAACAGUGUCAAAGCCAGAUUAAGCAAAAGCGUCCAGAUUCAGACCCUGCUCAGAGCAUUUGAAGCUCGUGACCGAAAUAUACAAGAAAGCAACUUUGACAGAGUGAAUUUUUGGUCCAUGGUCAACUUGGGAGUAAUGGUGGUGGUAUCAGCUGUUCAGGUUUACAUGCUGAAAAAUCUUUUUGAAGACAAGAGAAAAAGUAGAACUUAAUAUUCAGUAUGGCUAUAACAGUGUAACAGGUGGCAGGGGAAGGAGGGCAAAAACUUCUACAGGAAAGAAAACGUUUUUCAGAUUCCUUUAAACUUGCAAUAGACACAUCAGAUUUUCAAUUCUUAUGUGUUAGGGUUUUUUAUCAUGAACAGAGUAUCUUGCCCACUGCUUUUCCAUUUUUUUUGCAACUACUAUUAACAAACAUUUUUAAUGCUUGUAACAAUUGUUAAUGAUCAUUGAUGACCAGCUUAUGAGCAAGCAGUGCAGCAGUAUGCUUGGUGCAUACGCAAAGUAAUGUUCAUACUGUUGUUUGUCUUUUUUUCAAAUUCACAGAACUUAAACCCAGUGUUACAGUUACUAUUUUAUUUGCUGGUGAACAGUGAGUGAAUUUACAUAUGUGCCUAAGCAUUUAUGGAAUUGGGACCCACAGGAUUAGUCUGGUGUUGCUGUUAUUUAUUUUCAAAAUUACGUGUCUUAAGAAGUCCUUAGCUUGUAGUGUACAGCAUCAUGGAGAAACACUGGGCUAACAUUGUGAGAAUAGAAAGAAAUUUUUUAUUUUAAUAUAUAGAUGACUAACAUCAGCACUUUAAAAGAAAAAAAGCACUGUCUGUGAAAUUGAGGUGAUGUUGAACAGAACUGGAGAAAAUAGAUGCCAUUCCUGUUCAUAAAUCUUGUUUCUGACAGCUGUACAACCCUAUUUUUCUUUUUGGCUGUUACAUAAGAUUCAGGAAACAAGUGACUAUAGGGUAUACAGAUCAAAGCACACACACAGAAGAAUAGUUUGUGAAGGCUAUGCAAUAGUAACCUCAUAUAAUAGGUAGCUUCUGAAGAAGUUCUUUCUCACAUUAUUCUUUCCCUUUUAUAAGGGGGGGGGGGGGGGGGGGGGGGGUGUAUCCUAGUAUGUGAAAAAAUUACCUUAACGUUAUUUUUGUAGUCUCAAAAUCACCUUUACUUACCUAUUUCUUUUAUUAGUUUUUGUCUACUACAUGUCUAUGACUAAUGCAGCAGUUAAGUGACUUACAGGCAUCAAAAACCAAAGCUCUUCAACUAAACUUUUCCCUUUUGCUCACCCUAACAAGUCUUUUAGGUGGGUAAGUACACUCAGAUCACAUAAGCAGCAUUUGUGUAUCUAGCUAUUUAUAUGAAAAGGCAUGAAUUAAGUGAGCUUCAAAGUACAGGCUUCAAAUUUUAGGAUCAACUGAACGUGCCCUAUGACUCAACUAAGGCAAAGCCAUCCUCAAAUCAUUAAUGUGUAAUUUCCAGAUUAAAUGGCUUUUAAUGGCGUAGUAAGAUUAUGAAGAACUUCUGGUUAAAACCCCUAUGAGAGUUUUGUGUUUUUCAAUGUGACAAGUCACAGUAAUUUCCUGUAUGAAUGUGUUAAAAUAUUUCAUCACAAAAGUCUCUAAAUGACAGCAUAUGUGUGAAAAGCAAAAUUGCAACUUUGAGACUUUCUGUGAAUGAAGCUGUUAUAUGGAAAUAAGACAGGGUCACUAUGUGAAUGAAGAAAUGCUGAUACGGUCUUACUAGCAAGGGCUACAGUACACAGAAACAGUGCUUCAACUUCAGACAGUGGGACCUAGCAAUAGUAUUUCUAAAUAGUUUUUAUAAGCAGAAGUAUUAUUCCUUACAAAACCUGUUAUAGAGGACUGCAAAGUAUGCUGAGCUACUUUUUCCUUCUGCAAAUCCAUGGCUGAGAUAAGAUUGUUUAUCUUCAGGUUCUGCAUGUCUUUUUUCCACGUUACGUCCUGAAUGAGAAAGCUCACUCCUGUGAUCAGAACAUAGUCUAGGAAACAUUGAUUCUUUCUGCUGGAAUAGCAAGUGAUAUUUUCCUGUUACUACCCCAAUACAGCUCCCAGUACCAAUAUACUGCGUAGCUACAUCCAGACAUAAGCUGAAGCUCCCUGGAAUUGGCUUCCAAAUUUUUGAUCCGGUCCCUUCAGGGCAAGCAAAUCAUGAUUCUUAGGUCUCAGUCCCUUUUGCUACAAGAAAGAGAUCUCUCUUUGUUUCCAUCACUCAAAAUGUGAUCCUACAAAACAUCUGCAAAAUGCUGGUACAGCUCUGAAGCUGUGACCAAGAUAUCUACCUCUUAUACCAAAGCUACUGGAUUCUAGCUGUCAGCUUAGACCUCCAAGAGAAAUUCUGCUGCCUUUUUCAAGGACACCUCAAAGAAUUAGGUUUGCCAACAAUUCUGCUGUGCUUCUCUGACAAAGGUUAUACUUUCACUAGCAAAACAACCACUCAUCUUUUUUGUCUAGUGUAUUCGCUUAAGCUGCUCAUGAAAGGAGACUGGUAAGACAAAAUUGAACUGCAGCAGUUUCUCACAGACAGUCAGAGACACAACAGUCUCUGGUAGAAGGAAAAUAAUGCAACAAUUGUCAGUUCAUCUGAAAAAUUGUUUUGUGACUAAGCUUUUGCUGUAUUUUCUCCCCAUUCAAGACUUGCUUUAGAAAACUAAACAGGGAAAAACCAACUGUGCUUUGAUAGUGGCAGCUGGGAUGCUUAUCAUAGGUGAAGGAUUUGGCAUUUAAAUGUGCCAUUAAAUAAAAUUUUGUUUGGAUUUUGAAGACUAGAUUGGUUUUGAUUGUAUAAAAUUUACAGACGACAAUAUCAAUCUAUAAUUUUUUUCUUAAUGGACUUUUUAUUCAGAAUUAAGUUCUAAGACUUGAAAACAUUGAAUAAAAAUAUGCAAUACCCUGAGAUUUUCAAUAAAGUUUAUUUCAAUAAAUUAAGUUUAAACCUGUCUUAAAAAUAUCCCUUAUUGCACAUGCAGUUUACUACACCAACCCAAAACUGAGUAGCCUCCAUGCAGGCAAUGAGGUUAGGAACAAUUCUGGGAAGGACAGCAGAGGCUGUCUUGUGCAAAACCAUAGUAGAGGUCAGGAAUACUACUGAGAGCAGUAAUGAAUAAAAUGUUUAACAGUAAUGAGAGUUACUCCUUGGUAUGGUGCUUCUGCAAAGUACAAGGCAGCAUUCACUUAUUGCAGUAACUGAAUUGCAGUAUUACAUUUAUUCAUCCAGAUCCUGAUUGCAUUGUAAACGAUGAAUCCAUGCCAAAAGAAAUAACCACUGAACUUCUGUUAUUUUUCCCUCAUCCUGGGUAUGAAAGAAUGCAGAAAUAUUGUGACAUUCCCAGCUAGAAAUCCGUAUUUAACAAGGCAUUCUCUGUCUUCCAAAAGGAGCAACAUAGCGUUCACCCCCUCUGGUGUGGAAGGCCUGCCUUAGCAUUGUUCUUCCACAAGAGAAGCUUUUCUCCAUCUGCUAAAGUAAUUCCUUAAAAUUUAAGACUAUGUAUAUUUUAAAAUUUCACCAGGACCUACCAAUUCAAAAUGUACUGUUAUAAUUUAUGAUAGAAUAAACUAGUUCAUUACUCAAGGUUUCUCUAAACUGAAAAUUAGCAAAUACCAUAGGUAAGAAAAUCUUGUGCAACAACAUAUUUGAGGAAGAUGAAGAACGUACCUUUCAUUGAUAGAAGUGAUUUUAAUCAUGUGUGGUUGUUUUUUGCUGUUGUCAGUUUUAUUUUUAUUAACAGUGAUAAUUAGAAUGAUUACUGUCAUAAAUGAAAAAAAAUGACAAAGAUAGUCUUGGUGAAAGACUUUCAGUUAAAAGUAAAACCUUAUAUUUGUAUGUCGUUGAGAAAAGUCAUGAGGCAUAAUCUACAUCAAAUAAUGAAAUGAACCAAGUCUUAAGAAUUCACAAAGCAGUAAAAUUACAGCAACCUUCUGGUAGAAUGCAUUUAAAGGGAGGCAAGCCAAUUUUAAGUAUUAGCAUUACUAAUGGAAAGUGACCAAGGCAUGUCAAGGAAAUAUAAAAAAGUCUAACAACUUGCUUCCUCCACAGCAGUACUCUAUCACAAAAACUCACUGCUCAUAUAGGAGGAAUGCUAGUACAGAAGUGAAUAAGCACCACAUUCAUAAAUUACAGCGGAUCAAAAGCUGUAGGCCUUGCCUUAGGGAAUGGUUUUGUUUUCAAAACCAAUUUACUUAAGGCAACUAUUUUAACACAGGUGAAAAUGUAUAGUGAAUGUUAAUAGUAAACAUACCUAUACUGCUGAAGCUUCAUCAGAAGCUUUUGAAUUACAUCAUCUUCUCUCAUGCUAUGAAUUGCUAUAGGUGAGGAUAGCUAGUAAGACUUGAAAACCCAAGCAGCUCACAAGUCCCUUUCUUCCAUUUCUGGAAACAAGAUACCCUUCUUCACUGUCCAUCUGCUACCUGCCAAAUUGGAAUACAGGUGUGUAAGGAAGAGAGAGUUGCCAAGAGAAGUGCAUUAUCUAUAGUCUCUAUUUCAAACUAAACGUUAAAGAAUUAGAAAAUACUUUAUGUCAAGUCAAGGUCAUUUUUGUUAUGCUUGAGGAUUUUAGGGAGUGGUGAAACUCCAAGUAAAAGAUCCCAUGACUGUUCACUCACAGUUCUAUCAAUCCUAGCCCCAAACAAUUAAUGAGAAGACUCUUGAUUACAUUUUCUGAAGAGACAGCAGGCACCCAAACACCCUCCAAGCCCUGAGGAUGCUUCAUCCAUUAUUCAUUUAUGCCGUCUCUCCUGAAAGCAUUCUUGCCACUGACUUCUCUUCCACAAGAUGACAAGACACCGGGAAGAAGGAAGUAGGCUCAGGUGCCAUUGGUGCACUUACCUCUCAGUGACUGCAGGGCAUGUGAGCACAUACAAUAUCUGGGCUUAUUAUCACAAGCAGAGAAGAAAAAGCAUGGGAGGAGAGAAGGCAAGGACCUCCUUUUAUAUGUAUAUAUAGUCCUUCAAACGCUGUCUUUUUAAUCAGGAUUUCACAGCCCACUUAAAAACUUUCUUAGAAAUAAUAAAGUCUCUAUUAAAUACAA
Molecule: messenger RNA, 5551 nt
Organism: Anas platyrhynchos (mallard)
Lineage: Eukaryota; Metazoa; Chordata; Aves; Anseriformes; Anatidae
Gene: TMED5
Product: transmembrane p24 trafficking protein 5
Source: RefSeq, a predicted model, not a curated record